AUGGUGCGCCUUAGGGAACUGCCGCGGACAGCGACCUUUGCCUGGUCGUCAGGAUCUGGGAAGCCUCUUUUGGUGACCGGCACUCGAGCUGGCGCUGUCGACGCAGACUUUUCUGAUGAGAGCAAGCUGGAGCUCUGGGACUUGUCCCUGGACGACCCGAAGCAGGGCAUUGAGCUUCAACCUAUCGUGAGCAUCACUACCGAGUCCAGAUUUUACGAUAUCGCUUGGGGACCCCCCGACUCAGACCACCCCCGUGGAAUCAUCGCUGGCGCAUUGGAAAACGGUUCCCUCGAUCUGUGGGAUGCCGAGACACUGAUCUCCGGGGAAGAUGCACUGAUGUCACAAACAUCAAAGCACAGCGGCCCCAUUAAGACCAUUCAAUUCAACCCUCUCAAGCCCCAGAUCCUCGCUACUGGUGGCGCCAAGGGAGAGCUGUACAUCUACGAUGUGAACGACAUUGAGAACCCAUUCCGGUUGGGUAAUACCGCUGCUCGAUCUGAUGAUAUUGAUUGUCUAGCUUGGAAUCAAAAGGUGUCUCACAUUCUUGCGACUGGCGGAGCUGGAGGUUUCGUUACAGUUUGGGAUUUGAAGACUAAGAAGGCCUCGCUCACACUCAACAACAGCCGAAAAGCAGUGAGUGCGAUCGCAUGGGACCCGAACAACUCUACCAAACUCUUGACGGCCACCCCGGACGACAACACACCGGUGAUCUUCCUUUGGGAUCUCCGCAAUUCAAAUGCUCCCGAGAAGACCCUUCAAGGCCACGAGCAAGGUAUCCUGUCGCUUUCUUGGUGUGCCCAGGACAGCGACCUCCUUCUAUCUGCAGGCAAAGAUAACAGAACCAUUGUAUGGAACCCGCAGACUGGCGAACGACUUGGCGAGUUUCCAGAAGUCACGAAUUGGACCUUCCUGACGCGGUUCAACCCACACAACCCUAAUCUUUCAGCCACUGCUAGCUUCGACGGCAAGAUCACAAUUCAAACCCUCCAGAAUACCAACCCCGACACUUCCCAGUCGGCUGCGGGGAAGAACUUGGACGAUGAGGAGUUCUUCAGUGCCGCUCAAACACAGCCACAGGGUGCUUCUUGGUCGUUGAGCAAGGCCCCUAAAUGGUUUGAACGACCUGUCAGUGUAUCAUUUGGGUUUGGUGGCAAGGUUGUUGUCCUCAAACAGGCCGCUACUCAGCCAGGCCAAAAGCGGUCCUCCCAAAUCCUCAUCACAAGCUUCUCUGCCGACUCUGAGGUAUCAGUCUCAAGCGAAAAAUUCCAGUCGUCAUUGGCUUCUGGUGACCUGACCGCUAUUUUUGAAGAUAAGAUUGAACAAGCUGGCACAGAGGAUGAAAAGGCUGAUUGGAAGGUGAUGGAGACUUUGGUUGGCGAUAAUCCACGUGGGAAGAUUGUUGAAUAUCUUGGCUUCACGGAGGAGGAUGCGGUCAAUGGCGAGGACGUUACUCCUAAAGACGCUGAGAAGGAGGACGAUGCUAAGCCUGAGGCGGAGGCCGAGGAAGAGAACAAGAAGAAGAGACUGUCUAACUUCUUCGAUGGCGGAGAUGCAGAUGGCGAAGGAGAAGACUUUCUUUCCAAUCUGGCGGCUAACAAGGGGGCCAAGACUGAUAAACCCUUCCAUCUUUUCGCCGACUCCGACACAUCUAUCGAGAAGGACGUGACGAAGGCACUCAUGCUCGGAAAUUUCGCCAAGGCAACCGAUAUUUGUCUGAAGCAGGAUCGCAUUGCUGAUGCUUUCUUGAUUGCAAACUGUGGCGGCCAGGAACUAGUCGACAAGGUCCAAUCGGCAUAUCUCGCCCGGAAGAACGGAAUCCCCAGCUACUUGCGUCUGAUCGGCUCAGUGAUCACCAAGAACCUCUGGGAUGUAGUCUACAAUGCCGACCUAGAGAACUGGAGGGAAACCAUGGCGAUCCUCUGCACCUAUUCAGACCCCGCAGAGUUCCCCGACCUCUGCGAGGCUUUGGGCGACCGGAUAAGUCAAGAAGGUUCAAGAAAAGAUGCUUCUUUCUGCUAUCUGGUUGGCUCCAAGUUAGAGAAGGUGGUUUCUAUCUGGGCCGCCGAGUUGGAUGAAGAGAAGAAGGCUGGCAUCAGCACCGAAUCUGAUGACUCCACGUUCUCUGUCCAUGCGAGAACAUUGCAGAGCUUUAUCGAAAAGGUCACUGUGUUCCGCAAAGUGAGCAAGUUCACUGACGGCGAGAAGUCUCUGACCUCUGACUGGAAGCUGGCUGCUCUGUAUGACAAGUAUACAGAGUAUGCCGAUAUCCUUGCUGGGCAGGGCCAAUUGUUGGUGGCUCAACAGUAUCUUGACUUGCUGCCUUCGAGCUAUCCCGCCGCAGAGCUCGCUAGGAAUCGUGUCAGGUUAGCCACACAAAAGCCCGGAUCUCAAGCCAACACCAACAAACCCGCACCAAGGACGUCAUCAAGGGCUGGUUACCAGAAUCCGCUCGUUGGAGCCACUGCUAAUCAAUUCGUCGGAGCCGCUGCCAAUCAGUUCGUCGGAGUUGGUCGGCAGUCACCGGCGCCUCCUACUCAGAACCAGGCAUAUGUUCCUCCUGGCCAAGCACAAGUGUACCCAACGACUCAACCCCAGCCAUUUGCUUCUUCGAACCCGUACCAACCCCAGGGAACGUUCAAUCAGCCCAGUUACUCCCAUACCAUGGCACCACCUCCGGUGGCACCUGGCCCCCCUAGGAACUUGACUCCUUCUUCAGGGCCACCGCCAUCCAAGGCCAAGAAUAUGGAAAAUUGGAAUGAUGUUCCCAUUGUUACAAAGGCCCCCCCACGAAAAUCAACACCCAGUGUGCAAGCAAUCACAUCGCCCUUCCCCAACCAACCAGCCACCUUUUCGGCACCCCCCCCUCCAGGUGCUUAUGGGCAACGGGGUGUAGUAUCUCCUCCCCCUCCUCCACCCAAGGCUGGCCCUCCCAGGGUACAGUCGCCGCUUACCGGGUCUCAGUCUUUCCAGGCACCGCCUCGACCAUCUUCGGCUGCGAACCAGUAUGCUCCUCCCCACCAAGCCAGCUCAAACCCCUACCAACCUCCACACGCUAUCCCACCAACAUCCUACAACGCUCCUCCAGCCGCAGCCCCUUCCUCAAACCGAUAUGCUCCUUCUCCUGCGGCACAGCAGGCAGCUCAUCCCCCUCCAGCAUCUAUUCCUCCUCCGGCUGGAGCGUAUGGUGUUCCUCCUCAGCAGCCACCUUCAAACAACCCGUAUGCUCCUUCUCCUUAUGCCCCAGCUCCUAACCAAGGGCCUGGUGCGCCUCAGCCGGGCCCUCCUCCUCAGGCUUCUCGACCUGGACCUCCACCCAGUUCAACACCAGCUGCGGCAACCGCCCCUCCUAAAGCCGCUGCUCCUGUCAAGGCCAGACAUCCUGCGGGUGAUCGAUCUCAUAUCCCGGCCAACGCUCAGCCUUUGGUAGAGAUCCUGAGUCAAGAUAUGCAACGGGUUGCUUCCAAGGCACCAGCUACAUUUGCCACUCAUAUUAAGGAUACACAGAAGCGGCUGAACAUCUUGUUCGACCACCUCAACAACGAAGAGUUGAUUCAGCCCUCCACGAUUGAGCAGCUCUCACAACUGGCCAAUGCACUUCAGUCCAAGGAUUAUCCUACGGCCCAAAAAAUACAAGUAGAUAUUCAACGGGACAAGACUGAGGAAUGUGGUAAUUGGAUGGUCGGCGUCAAGAGACUCAUUACCAUGAGCAAGGCUACCAAUUAG
Clonostachys rhizophaga is the source of this 3723-nucleotide messenger RNA. The record is from the annotation of a GenBank genome assembly. NCBI's taxonomy places the organism in Eukaryota, Fungi, Ascomycota, Sordariomycetes, Hypocreales, Bionectriaceae.